Molecule: messenger RNA, 1425 nt
Organism: Astyanax mexicanus (Mexican tetra)
Lineage: Eukaryota; Metazoa; Chordata; Actinopteri; Characiformes; Acestrorhamphidae
Exons: 4
Coding region: 234-851 (205 amino acids)
Biological process (GO): positive regulation of extrinsic apoptotic signaling pathway; positive regulation of intrinsic apoptotic signaling pathway; positive regulation of release of cytochrome c from mitochondria
Cellular component (GO): mitochondrion; cytoplasm; cytosol
Source: RefSeq, a predicted model, not a curated record
AGGGGAAGGGUGUAGGGUGUAACUGUUGUAUUGGGACUGACCCUGGGUAGUGAAGUGUGUUUUUGUGUCCGCUUGGUCUUUUAAAACUCAGAACAAACGGGUAGCGGGAGAGAGAAGAGAGGAGACCGGGGGUCGGGAGUUUAUCAUGUACAGAGCAACUAUGAGUUCUAUCAGCGAAAAAUCGACCCAGUGAGGGAUUGAAACUACGUGCUUGAGUGAUCUUAAACACCGCUAUGAUGGAUGUCAACGACAACAUUAACGCUUUCUCCCAACCGUCCAUCCUCUUCCUGACAUUCCUUCAACAAACACCUUCCCAUAACCCGGAGUUUAAGCGUGAGUUACAGCUGCUGACCUGUGAUAUGGCUCUCCAAGCAGAUCAGUGUGUUUACAGUGGUGAGAUGGACUAUUCAGACCACAGUAUGAUCGACCCGAACAUUGAGUGUGAUGGUGAAUUGGAAGCAGAUGGACAUGGGCUUUCAAUUCAGAGAAAUCUUCUGCAGGACAUUCUUCCUCAAGCCCACCUUGGAUUGCCAGUGAAUAACGAGGUCAUUCGAGAGGUAGCAGCGGAGCUCAUUACAAUUGCAGAUGAUCUUAAUAACACCAUCAUGUCUCGAGCUGCAGACAGUCUGACCAGUGAACUGAGAAGAACAUCAUCUAUGCAGACGUGGCCGGCCCUCCUGAGACGAAGUGUUACUGAAUUAAUAAACUGUGUGCCUGGUGCCCACAACGAGCAAGUGACAAUGGCUCUUACAUUCUCCCUAGUGAAGGCAGUGUGUGAACGUGCCCCUCCCCUCCUGCGGGGUCUCUUUAGCGUACUGAUGCAGUAUAUCUAUCCAGCCAGGCCCCGGUGACCCACUCCACUGACACCUUCUGUUUUCAACUUGAUUCUAAAAGGGAGCAUUUUUGCUGUUUUGAUUUUUUUUUUUUUUUUAAUUUAGUAUGAUUCCUGGGCUUAAUCAGAACACCCUGGACAAAUAAAGUUGAGGAUCUCUUGAGUUUAGUGGUGAGAUCUGCAGCAGGGAUUCAGGUUAUACUCGGUGCUGUUCCACGUGACUUCCUCAGGGGAAAGAAUGCUGUUUACAGACAUCCCUGCCAUCCCUGAUUGUACAAACUUGUUCAUUCAUCUUUAUGACUUACUACUGCUGGUGUAUGAGGAAAUGAUUUUGUUAUGUAUUUAUACUCAUAUCACUGAUGCAAAGUCAUAAUUCUGCCUGAGAGAGUGGGGCUUGUUCAUGGUUGGCACUUGUACUGGUAGAUCUGUGAAUCUGUGAAUCUGUUCCGCAUCAUUAAAUGUUUUUUUUUUUUGUUAAAUUUCUUUUUUGUUAAAUUUCUUUUUCGUUUACUUGUUUACACAAUGUACCAUUGUGAAGAUUUUGUUUAAAUGUAGUUGUUUAUUGUUGGGGAAUUAAACACAAAUUGGCACAA